CCACUGCCCUGGGGAUAGCUCAGGCCCUAUUCGCGGUUGCUUUGGACUGAACUUGAGCUGAAGAGGGCUGGCUUGAAUUCAUCGUUGCAUUUCUCUUGCAAGAAAUACGGAUUCUUGAAAGAUCUCGCAUUUGGAAUUUGCGUUUUUAUUUGUUCUUCACCCUGGCCUCUUAGGGGAUAUAUCCGAAGCGAAAGGAGAGAAGAAGAGAGGGACUAGAGGAGGGAUAUGGCGCAGCGGUACGAAGACUUGCCCCACUACGGGAUGGACGGGGUGGGUAUCCCCACCACCAUGUACGGCGACCCGCACGGUGCCCGCUCCAUGCAGGCCGUCCACCUCAACCACGGCCCCCAGCUACACUCACACCAGUACCCGCACACAGCCCACAGCAACGCCAUGCCGCCUAGUAUGGGCUCGUCCGUCAACGACGCCCUGAAGAGAGAUAAAGACCAGAUAUAUGGGCACCCCCUGUUCCCCCUGCUUGCACUGAUUUUUGAGAAAUGUGAAUUAGCGACUUGCACGCCCAGAGAGCCUGGGGUCGCGGGAGGAGACGUUUGUUCAUCGGAAUCUUUCAAUGAAGAUAUAGCAGUGUUUGCAAAACAGAUUCGGGCAGAAAAGCCGUUAUUUUCAUCGAAUCCAGAACUGGAUAACCUGAUGAUUCAAGCCAUUCAAGUUUUACGGUUUCAUCUUCUUGAGUUGGAAAAGGUACACGAACUAUGUGACAAUUUCUGUCACCGGUACAUCAGCUGUCUGAAAGGAAAGAUGCCCAUCGACUUGGUGAUCGACGACAGAGAGGGCGGAUCAAAAUCAGACAACGAGGAAAUAACAAGAUCAUCCGGGCCUCUUGAUCAG
Oncorhynchus masou masou (cherry salmon) is the source of this 849-nucleotide messenger RNA. Its product is annotated as homeobox protein Meis1-like. The transcript has 6 exons. The record is from RefSeq and is a predicted model, not a curated record. The annotation marks the transcript as partial. NCBI's taxonomy places the organism in Eukaryota, Metazoa, Chordata, Actinopteri, Salmoniformes, Salmonidae.